This is a messenger RNA of Oncorhynchus gorbuscha (pink salmon), 4460 nucleotides long. Its product is annotated as protein FAM222A-like. The coding region runs from base 1686 to 3275 and encodes 529 amino acids. The record is from RefSeq and is a predicted model, not a curated record. Lineage: Eukaryota; Metazoa; Chordata; Actinopteri; Salmoniformes; Salmonidae. The transcript has 4 exons.
GUUCCGGGUUAUUGUCAGUUUCGGCAGCUUUGCACAGGGAGAGGACCGCAUCCUGAAUAGCAGUGAGCUGCCUUAAACAGCAAAAUAUUUAUUCGGACAUUAUCAAUAUUGCUUGGUAUGUAGAUCAAAGAGAAGGUCAACGCAAAGGAAUGUUUGGAACUGGUUUUGUCACCUCAAUUGGAAAUUAGAGUCUAUAAUCGGGAGGACAGACGUUUUGCGAGAGGCUGUAGACAGACAUCGCCGGAGAAAGUGUAUGCCAAAGGAUUUAAUAGCAUCUCUUAUUUCUCACAACUGCAUUUGUUUCAAAGUAUUGGAAUCUGCACGGUUACUCUGUGCUACAGACAACGUUAACAUUUUGUUUAGUGGACAAAUUCAGAUUGAUUAGACUAAAUAGGUGAACCACUUUGACCUAUAUGCGUAAUUGCUUUGGGGAACCAUUCGUAUCCAUCAAUUCUUUUUGGAUUGAGAAUUUCGUUUUGUGACAAAUCUUUUUGGAAAUAUUCACGGGGAAACGAGGAGAAGAAAUGACACGAUAGCGGAUCAUUUUACAGGCUAGUUUCGGGGGGCGAAAGGUUGAGUAUGAUAUGCGUUAGGUGAGAGCACAGUUUAACGGGAGAGACUGACACGCAACACUCCUGAAUUUGUCAACCUGUUAUUUCCCAGGCUUUGAAUUCACGGUCAUUCUGCCCAGGAAACGAAACGCAUCAGUUACAAUAAUAUUGUUCAUUGACGGAAAGAGCAAAUCAUUUAACCAUUGGGUUUUUCAGUUUGGAAUCUGAUUCACUGUCUGAAAAUGUGCAUGAUACUGAAAGGGGGAGAAUAAACUGUAUUGCUGUUGAUCAACAGCGGGUGGUUUUUGGAUUUUGGAGAGCGGAAUGAAACCUAUCUGAUUUAUCUCUGGACCGCAACGUUCUGAAGCAGACUACUCAUCGCCAGCUGACCUGCAUGGAAUUCUAAUCUGCACUACGAAACAAUUUAUGCUGCAUUUGAUUCCUUCCUAAAAUUACGACGACUUCUCUUUGAUCUGUUGGAGCCAAGCUGAGAAACGACGGCUUCUCUUUGAUCUGUUGGAGCCAAGCUGAGAAACGACGGCACCUCUUUGAUCUGUUGGAGCCAAGCUGAGAAACGACGGCACCUCUUUGAUCUGUUGGAGCCAAGCUGAGAAACGACGGCACCUCUUUGAUCUGUUGGAGCCAAGCUGAGAAACGACGGCACCUCUUUGAUCUGUUGGAGCCAAGCUGAGAAACGACGGCACCUCUUUGAUCUGUUGGAGCCAAGCUGAGAAACGACGGCACCUCUUUGAUCUGUUGGAGCCAAGCUGAGAAACGACGGCACCUCUUUGAUCUGUUGGAGCCAAGCUGAGAAACGACGGCACCUCUUCGAUCUGUUGGAGCCAAGCUGAGAAACGACGGCACCUCUUUGAUCUGUUGGAGCCAAGCUGAGAAACGACGGCACCUCUUUGAUCUGUUGGAGCCAAGCUGAGAAACGACGGCACCUCUUUGAUCUGUUGGAGCCAAGCUGAGAAACGACGGCACCUCUUUGAUCUGUUGGAGCCAAGCUGAGAAACGACGGCACCUCUUUGAUCUGUUGGAGCCAAGCUGAGAAACGACGGCACCAACGAACAUUGAACCAAACGGUUGGCCUUGGCAGUCCCCCAGUUGUAGUUGUCCGCCCGCCCCCCCGCCAUGCUGGCCUGCCUGCAGAGGAGGCAGAACCCUCCAAUCCCAUCCUCCCAGCACCCCUUGUGCGCCAGCAAGGCCCUGGAGCCGCCUCAAGCCCUCAGCCGAAAAUGUGAGCUGGUGGUUCCCAUGCAUUCUCCCCGCUACCCCAGUGUGGCUGAGCUGGAUGCCUACGCCCAGAAGAUGCAGAGCAGCCCGCUGUCCAUCAAGAUCUUCCCCACCAACAUCAGAGUCCCCCAGCACAAGCACCUUAACCGGACUGUGAAUGGCUUCGACACCACAGGUAGCCAGCGCUAUAGCCCCUACCCACACCUCCACACCGGUGGCUAUACAGGCCUCCUGGCCAUUGUCAAUGCCUCCUCAUCCUCCUCCUUCGGCCCCACUAAGGGCAUCAUCAAGAACUCGGAAGGCAGACGGACUAAGCUCUCCCCAGCCCAAAUAGCUGUGGCCCCGUACCCGCCCCCUAGCAGUAGCACUUUAGCCAAUGGCCACGGCCAGAUGGUGUACCUCACGGGGUCCUCGAAGCCCCCUGAAGCACCUGCCCUCUCCCGCUCGGUGCCCCCUAACGUCACUGUGGCCGGCUCUAUGAUCCCCGUGACAGGGGGACGAGGCCUGGCCCAGCCCCUCUCCCAGUCCAAUCUUCCCUCCAUCCAGAGCAUCAUCUAUCAGAUAAACCAACACUGCCAGGCCCAGGCUCUGCAGCAGGUGUGCCAGGGAGCCACCUCCUCCACCGCACCUUCCACCAACCCCAGCCCCUCCAAGAAGGGUGCGGGGGGUGUCAUGGGCAUCUCCUCUGGCUCCUCGGGGGGUGGCUAUGUGGGCAGCAUUGCGCCCCAGCCUAACCUGGUGUACACAGGAGCGGGGCUGCCGCUGGCGGCCCACAGUGGCGAGGCCAUGAAGGCCGGGGUGUACUCAGACAGUAUGGACUACAUCCUGUGGCAGAAACAACAGCAACAACAGGCUGUGCUUCGCAUGUACAGUGGGGGCAGUGGGGGAGGAGGGGCCAUCAGUAAGUCCCCUGAAAGCUGUGGUGCCCCGGGGGGAGGGGGGAUUAUGGCCAAGGCCCAGGUGUUGUCGUCGUCGUCGUCCUCCUCCUCCAGACCCUACCACCUGACGGGGGGCAUUGGCAGCGGGGGGUGCCUGGACAAGGUCAGCUCCUCCCCUCUGAACUGCAUGGGGAUGCAUGGCAACUUCUCUGUGGGCCAAUACUUUGCCCCGCCCUGGAACAGCGUGCUGGUCACCCCUGACAGUGACUGUUACAACCCCCAGCAGGAGCUCCUGAGGACCACCACAGGAGGACCAGCUACGGGGGGCCACAGGGAGAUGGUCUACCACCACCACCCCCACCACCAUCACCACUACCCCGCCAUGGACAGUGGGAGUGGGGAAGGCCUGUGCUGCAGCCUGCCCAGUAAGAGUCAGCUGUGUAACACAUCGGUGCUGAGCAGCAGCCUGCAGUCUCUGGAGUACCUGGUCAACGACAUCCACCCGCCAUGCAUUAAAGAGCAGAUGCUGGGCAAAGGCUACGAGACUGUGUCGGUGCCACGGCUGUUGGACCACCAGCAUGCCCACAUCCGCCUCCCGGUUUACAGAUAGAACGGGGAUGAGAGCGCGAGUGCCAGAGCUCAAGAAUUAAUGAAUGAAGCAAAAGCUGGAUUAAAGGUGAGGGACAGAAGAUCUUGAUUUCCUGGGGAUGUACAAGUCUGUUGAGACUGGCACUGCUUGAAGCAGGGAGGGGGCUCCAGGGAGGGAGACGAUGGCGUUAGACUGGAUCCUGUGUUGGAUGACAGGCUGGGAGGGGGGGGGGGGAUGGUUAUUUAUCAGUGGGGGAGAAAAGGGAUUUCAGUGGUUUUGGUUUUUAGAAGAUUCUCCUGAUGUCCCGUGGUUAAUUUGCCAACUGGAAUUUGGGGCAGUUUUAUUUUGUUUGUUUUGUUGUUGAGUUGACUAAACCUUUUCCUGAGAAUCAUAGGUUGAUAUGAAGUGCAUACAGCCACCUAUGUUCCCCCAUCCAUUUAGAACGGCAGAGGGGUGCUGUAGUCACAUAGAAGGACCCAAAGGGCCACGGUGUAGGGCUGCUUUCUAAACUCCAAAAGAACACGCACACACAUACAUUUGCUUACACAAGCACGCACGCACACAAGCACGCACGCACGCACGCACACACACACACCUAUAUGCACACACACACACACCUAUAUGCAUACACACACACCUAUAUGCAUACACACACAUACCCAAACAGAACACUAUAUACUAAGAAGAAAAAUAAAAACAUGGAAUCAAUACUUUGGUAUGAUGUGCAAGAAUCACAAUAUUGACUAAAGAAUAUAUUACAAUAUUAGUAAUUAUUGUUAUAAUUGAUACUAUAAAUUGCACUGCUUGGAGUUUAAAAACAUUUAACUUUGGAGUUUGGAAUUGGGUAGUUUGGAUAUGAUAUGUUGAAGAAACUUGAAACUACUUUUGUUGUUUUCUAUAUUUGUGGGUAUAUUAUAUGCAUUGGCUGCUAUGGGGAAAAGUGUCUCAAUGCUUUUUAUUGUUUCAUUUGGGGUUUAUUGGUUUAUUUAGUUAUUCCUCCUCAAACUGACAGGCAGUUUCUGAUGUUCUAGUGUAAGGCAUAGUGGCUGGCCAGAGUGCUCUCUUCUCUAACCAACACUGGAAUCUACAGUAUAUCUUCAAAAUAAAAAAUGUUGCAAAAAAAUAUGAGAAAAAUGUCACUAUUGAAGAUUGAGAGGUUGUCAACUAUGACCUCUUAUGUGUAUUUGUUUAUUUUUGUCCCCUAGA